This is a messenger RNA of Trichoderma gamsii, 642 nucleotides long. RefSeq lists its product as hypothetical. The coding region runs from base 1 to 642 and encodes 213 amino acids. The record is from RefSeq and is a predicted model, not a curated record. The transcript has 2 exons. Lineage: Eukaryota; Fungi; Ascomycota; Sordariomycetes; Hypocreales; Hypocreaceae.
AUGAACACCCCUUUCAUUAACUUUGGAGCUCUCCAAAAGAUCCCGACCCCCCGGUUCGAAUUGGCCGUCGCAUACGGUACUGGCCUCUGGUGCUGGUUCCAAGUACCCAAGGCAGCGAGCCACAGGCAGCGAGCCACAGGCAGCACACUACCCAAGUCCCAGGUGACAGAGUCCGGCAUGGCGGCGGCCCCUCCCUUGCCAGAGCCAGGACUUCAGAUGACCAGCGGAGCCCUUUUUUGUCAUCAUGAGCAGGUCAGGGGGUGUGGGCCCAGAAGCCCCUUAUCCAGCCAAUGGGCCGCCGUCCCUACCCGUCGGGACGACGCCAUCUGCCACAUGUCAACUCUGUCUGCCGAGUCUCCCCUUCAAUCUCAGCCCUACAUCCCAACGCUGUGGAUAGGGCGCUCGCUGGACGUGCUCUUUCAGGCCACCCGGGAGGAUCUUAUCCCUUGGAUCGGGUUCGCCCUACGAGCAAGGCAGACAUUAGGCUUAUUUUUCUCCUCGCUUUCUCCUACUCUCUCUCUCUCUUUUGGCACAGCUCAGCUCAGCUCCCCUUACUUUUACUUUUCUUACCAAAAGCGGCAGGAAGAUUCACAGGAUGCCAAGCUGCUGGGUCACGUCUCCCGCCCCCCUGAGACAAGAUAA